Molecule: messenger RNA, 894 nt
Organism: Porites evermanni
Lineage: Eukaryota; Metazoa; Cnidaria; Anthozoa; Scleractinia; Poritidae
Source: the annotation of a GenBank genome assembly
GCUUUAGUUCAUCCUCUUUUUCUGACUGCAGUCAUCCAACUUCUGCUCAUGGACUGCGCUUACUCGCUGCCCUACAACACGAAGACCGGUGUUUUUCCUCGUGAAGAACAGCCUCUUAUGAAAAGAUUGGGUCUAGAAAACUCACAAGAAACUGAAGAUCUGCCAAGCGAGGAAAAUAUGAAAAAUCUUUCUUCUGCUAUGAAGCCUUCAAAAGAAUUUGGACCUAAAGUGCAUCCAUGUUUUAACACGACGGUAAACAAAACCGUAAUUACUUCCAACGGUGAGAAAGUCCUCUGUUUGGUGCCGUCGGAAGCCGAAUUGAUGAAGUAUCUUAAAGAAUCUGGAGGCUUCAACAAACAUUAUGUAGCUGUCACUGAGGAAGAAGCGGAGGAAAGCUUUGAAGACCCUCUCAACCCAAUUGUCUCGUCCAAACCGGUUUGGUCAACUGUGACUGGAAGGCGUCGAAGAUUCAGUGAUGAAGACGACUACUACAUGGUGGGAAAUACCAAAGGAACAUUAGACAAUAAACACCAAAAACGGAGUGUUAGCGGGCUUAAAUCUUGCGUCGAGCAGGGUGAACGAAAUUCCAUAGGGAUGAUUCAACUCUGCGGGGAAUGCGGGUGGGUCACGAAGUUACCCGAGGACAAGUUUCCGAGAUACAUCAACGAGCUUAUCUGUGGUAAAGAUGGCAACACUUUUUCCCAUUCUCCUGAAAUCUGCAAUAUGUUUCAAGGUGAGUGCAUCCAAGGAUCGCUGACGCAGGAUCUUCUGGAGAGAACCGAUCGCUACGAGAAGAUUAAUUCACUCGAUCCUCAGUACCACGCAGUUUAUAAGCAAGUUUGGCAGCCGUACAGUCAGGCCAUAAGAAGCUGCUGUCAAUGCCAAAACUUUUAG